This is a messenger RNA of Loa loa (African eye worm), 4688 nucleotides long. Its product is annotated as TK/FGFR protein kinase. The transcript has 24 exons. NCBI's taxonomy places the organism in Eukaryota, Metazoa, Nematoda, Chromadorea, Rhabditida, Onchocercidae. Gene Ontology annotation, biological process: protein phosphorylation; positive regulation of kinase activity; multicellular organism development. The record is from RefSeq and is a predicted model, not a curated record. Gene Ontology annotation, cellular component: signaling receptor complex. Gene Ontology annotation, molecular function: ATP binding; transmembrane receptor protein tyrosine kinase activity. Bases 1 to 4185 code for a protein of 1394 amino acids.
AUGUAUCCUGCGAUAUUUCUGAUAACAGUGUUAGUAGCACGGGUGAAUGCUAUUGUGCCUACUCAUAGUAGUGGUAAAGGAUUACGACCUUGGCUCCAAACCGGCCCACCUCGAUUCAAGCAAAAUCAAAGAGUUGUUCAUGAGGUAUUCCUAAACGAUAAAGCAAUAUUCAAGUGCACCGCGUUAGCAAGACCAGCCCCAAAAAUCCAUUGGUUUAGAAAUGGAGAAUUUUUGGACCACACAACUUAUGCAAACAAUGAGCGCCUUCGUGAAAAUAAAAAACAUUUUUCCUUGGAAAUAAGAAGAGUGGAAGUUAGCGAUCAGGGCUCCUGGGCAUGCAAAGUAUGGAAUCAAGCCGGCUCUAUAUUUCGUAAUUUUACUCUAGAAAUUAUUGAUUUCUGUGAUUAUUUCCUCAUGCAUGAAUUUCCGGCUGAACAUGUUCCGGAAAAGUGUAUCUGCUUGUGGUACCUUACGGGCGAGUAUCGAAAGAACGGCAUCAAUUGGACUGAGAUUAACGAUGAGCGCUGUGAUGCUUUCAAAAAAUAUGCAUCCAAAAUUCGGAAACCGUUGGGGAAGAAAAUAUGUGAGAAUGGUGCCUGCGGGAGUGAGUUGUCGGGAGUGGAUACGCAUGAAGUUUUGCAAGGAGUUGGAUUGCAUGAAGCAAUGCCCAGUGAUAUAAUGCAUGAUCAGCAACAGCAACCCAAUGGCUUACAGGCGGCAGCUCUUUUGUCCGAUACUGCUGAGAAACGUCUUCGGGCACGAACACUACUCCAACAAGAAAUUCCAGAAAUCAGUACAAGCAUCACAACUAAUGGUAUUCAAGAUGUUGAUUCAGAAAGUAAGGAUGUUGAUAUUUUAAUGAACAGCAAUGACAGCUCCUCCAGUGAAACAGAUGAGAAGAUCCCGGAAAAGUUAGACUUCUUAAUGCAUGAUCAACCGCGUCUGGAUGAAUCCGAUGAAGCACAUGUUCCUGAUAUUGCACCGAGAAUCCAUGCUCCGGUCAUAACAAUGACUACAUCUGCAACGGGCACAACAAAAAUAGCCUUCCUACAUGCAGCAAAUUCAUUGACUGCACGCACUACUACGCGACGCAUUUUCCCUCUCCAGAAAGUGCCUCCGUACUUCAAAGUGCGUGAUGAAGAUGCUGACACGUCAGUGAUAACGCCUUCUGGAAGAACGAUUAAACUGCAAUGCAAAGCUGGAGGACAACCAGAACCGCAGGUUAUCUGGUUCAAUAAUAACAAGAAAGUGAUCACUACGGAAGUUCGAAGGCCAGUAGGGACCGAGUUUCGUCUACGGAAGAAUACAUUGGAGAUAGAAGAUGUUGCAGAAUCAGAUUCAGGUGACUAUACAUGUGAGGCAUUCAAUUCGGCGGGUUCAGUAACGCGAACUUUCAAACUGAGGGUCGUUGAUCGGAUGCGUUCAAAACCGAUCAUCGUCCCAAAUAUUCUCCUAAAUCAAACCGUUGAUGCUAACAGUACAGUUAAUUUCACUUGUAAAGUGAUAUCAGAUCUGACACCACACAUCGUUUGGAUACGUAUUGAAAUGACCAAUAAUUCCAUUUAUUACUGGAAUGAAACGGAUCGUAAAUAUGUUUUCCGAUAUACUGAUAUGCAAUCGGUGGAGAAUGCAAUUGUAACGAAAACAUCGCAAGAUUCAUCAACAUUGACAAUAGUGAAUGUAACUGUGGCCGAUCAAGGGAUGUAUGCAUGUGUAUCAGGCAAUCAUCUUGGCCAUGCAAUAGCAAAUGCAACCUUAACAGUGAACGAAUUCCAUGCGAUGACGCUUGCAACAGGAAAUCCAGAUACGAAAUGGUCUCGUCCAUCUGCUGUGGCUGUCGUAUUUCUUCUCAUUUUACUCAUUUUCAUAGUGGCUAUUACUCUAUUUUACAUACUUUGCAUCCGAAAACGCUCAAAAGCACAAAUAGCUGAAAUGGAGCAAUUCAUUGGUCCAGUAAAGAAACGGGUCAUUGUUACAAAACGGCCUGUUGAUCCAGAAAACGAUGGUUGGUCCGAUAUGCCAUCGACUUAUCAAAUUCAUGUAGAACCAAUCGCAACAUCUGGAACCAGGAGACCACGACUUUCGAGCGACCUAACUUUUCUGUCGGAUUAUGAAAUUCCACCUGAUCCAGCUUGGGAGAUCGAAAGAUCCAGAUUACAUUUUGUGGAGAUGUUGGGUGAAGGGGCAUUUGGAGAAGUUUGGAAAGCAAUACUAAGGGUUCCAAUAAUGCGGACAACUACAAAUCAAGGAGAUAUACGAGAGGAGGAGGUAGCCGUCAAAAAAUUGAAAGCAUCGGCUCAUGAAAAAGAAUUAAUUGAUUUGGUAAGUGAAAUGGAAACGUUUAAAAUAAUUGGUCAUCAUGAAAAUUUGCUACGAUUGAUUGGAUGUUGCACUGGUACUGGUCCGUUGUAUGUUAUCGUGGAGUUGUGCAAACAUGGAAAUUUGAGGGAUUUUCUGAGAGCUCAUCGCCCUCGGGAUGCAGAUAGUGGAUCUCAGGUUCCUGAAGCUACAAAUUUUGGAGCUGGUGUUGGCGGUAGCAGCGAUCAUUAUUUAGAACCGCGAAAGUUGCAAAGGAAAUUAACCGUUGUAUCAACACACGACGAGCCAAUGCUUAUCAAGCAUUUGACACAAAGACAUCUUGUACAAUUUGCUUGGCAAGUGGCGAAAGGAAUGGAGUUCAUGGCCAGUCGAAAGAUAAUUCAUCGCGAUUUGGCUGCGCGAAAUGUUCUGGUCGCAGAUGGUUUUGUAAUGAAAAUAUCAGACUUUGGUCUAUCCCGAGAUGUCCAUUACAAUGAUUAUUAUCGGAAGAAAGGAAAUGGUCGAUUACCGAUAAAAUGGAUGGCAUUAGAAGCACUAGAUUCUCAUGUCUACACAAUCUACAGUGACGUUUGGUCAUUUGGAAUAUUACUUUGGGAAAUAAUGACUCUUGGCGGCACGCCUUACCCGUCUAUUGCAAUGCAACAACUGUAUUCAUGUUUGAAAGAGGGAUAUCGAAUGGAAGCACCGGAUAAUUGCCCUGAGGAGGUUUACGAUGUUAUGGUUGCCUGUUGGCAGGAAAAACCAGAAAAUCGUCCAAGUUUCGACACCUUGGUUGAUUAUUUCGACUGGAUGCUUACUCAGUCAGCUCGUGAUCACGAGAAAUAUCUGGAAGUGCAGUCGAUAGCAAGUGAUGGAAGUGAGGAAGUCAGAAAUAUCGCACCACCUCCACCUCCACCUUUACGUAUAACGGAAAGUCCAUCAAGACACAGGAAAGCACGACCAUUAUCAGAACCUGUUAUAAGUCCGAGUGAACCUGUGGUCGAUCCUGAUUCAGAUUCUGAAUUUGAUAAUGACUCCCAUCCUUUGUUGUCGGGCGAAAAAGCUGUUUUGUAUGAGAAGCAAAGUCGAUCCGGUGUGUAUCAUGCAUUUAUUAGAAGAUGUCCUGCAAUUCCAGUAGCGAAUACGUCGCCCUUCAAUGAACUUAACUUGAAUAGUACGGCGACAGUGUCAAUAGAUAGUGCGAUCGGUUCACCUUUAUGGUCAACUGGAGCAACAUCAGCGUUGUUGGAUUCAGAUGCCAAUGAGAAGGGUGAUUCACCAAUGUCCUACAAGAAACGUCGAUUAAGUAAUGGGCCAUGCAGCUAUUCAGAUGCUGGGAAAAAAAAUGAAAUUAUUGGAGAAGAAGAUGGCACAAAAGAUUUCAUUUGUAACAGUGGCUUACUGAAUCAACAGUAUGUAAAUGUUGAUGGUGGACAGGCAGCUUCUACUGAAAACGGUAAAUUGCGAAGUACAAAGUUUCCUUUCCCGCCACUAAGACAUACUCGCUUUUCCGACUCGACUGCUUAUGAAGCGGAUUCAAUCCAUAUGGAUAGUAUAGGGAAACCAGCACUUGAAGGAUCCGCAUCGGCAUUCACUGUCAAUGAAGCAAGCACUUUACUAACAGAGGUGAGUAAGGAAAACCCGAAUGAAACCUCGGUAUCGAAGUCAAACAGCAGUAACCAGCAACGAAGAUUUUCGAUCGAAUCAAGUUCAAGUGGACGUGGUGGCUCCUCGGGGAUGUCUAGUGCAGAAGGUUUGGGUGGUGUUGUCGAAUUCUGUCAAAUUGGAUACAGUGGAGGAAAAACAACUCUUUAUGAACUGUAUUCGCAACAACAGCAACAACCAGAAAGGAAAAUUCCGUUUCCCAUUUUAGAAGUUGACAAAUAAUCAAUCUGUGGCUGAAAUCAUUUCGAAGCGUCUCGCUUGGAAAUUCUUACUGUUUGUUGAAUGAUGUUGAUGUCCGCACAUUGUUCACCUCACUUCGUUUUUGUUGUACAGUGUUAUGCCAGUUCACUUGACAGACCUGUUUCAUAUGGAUAUCACUUCUAAUCACUUAUUCGUAAUCUUAGUGCCUCAUAUCGAUGGACCUGCCAAUGGAUAGUUUUCUGCUCUUAGUAGUAUUGUUCACAAGAAUUUUUUUCUUCAAGUUGAUAUAGAUUUGGAAAAUUUGUAGCUGUGUUAGCCCACUGCGUCAUUUUCGCUCAAUGAAGUCUUCUGACAUGUGAAUUAUUACUUAUUAGUAUGAGGUAUGAUUUUUCCGCGUGACUAUUUUCUAUAUUUUAAUAUUUUGUCAUUUGUUUAUGAUAGGUGUAUGCGUUCUCAUUGCAUAUUUCUGCCCUUUUUCUUAUGGCGAUACUCAAGUUGAUUACUGAUUGAUCGACAGAGAUAGA